AUGGAGGACUUGCUCAAGGCUGCCAUUGUUCUCAAGGUGCAUCCUACCAGCACUGUCUCGAAGCCAUGCACGCUGCAGCCGCUUAUGCUGCUCCCCCGAGAAGACCUUCCGCUGUCCAGCCUUGACCUCUUUUCACCCCAUGGCGAUCUUCCCUCUAGUCGCCUUUACGAGUCCCUAGUCAAGAUCCUCGACCUCGAAGACCGAGUCGCCGAGAGGCCGAGCCUGCUCCUUGCGCGCAACGAAGCCUCCAAGUCGGUUUAUGCGCUCGAACGCGCUACUACUUCUGGAAAGAACCUCUAUACAGUCUGCAAGCUUGGCUCGUGGGUGGACUUGCUGGCCUUGUCUGAGAAGGCUACGGUGGUCGGCAAGCAUGUAGCGCGCAUGCGGCUUGCAGAGGAGGCGAGGGAGUCUCAGCAAGGGCAGACUAUGCCAUUGAUGACACCGGCCUUGCACAGAGGACACAAGGAGAAGAGACUGGCGAUCGAGGCGCUGCAGCAGUCUAUUGUGAGAAAGAGGGGCCGCUCGCAAUCCGUGUCGACAUUUGACGGGAGGGCAGAGAAACGGACGAGGUCUGACGAUGACAUUUCACGACCGCAAACGCCAAGCGGGUUGGUUCAGACGGUCGAGCCGAAGCCUGAGCCGACUGAGUGGAUUGAAACACAUCUAGACGCAGUCGAACCGACACCACAGCCCGUUCCCGAGCCUACUACCCAGCAGACUGCUGGCGACAUCAUGGAUACCAUCAGGACGCAGUAUACCGAGGCACUUUACGAGUCAAUGGGAUCUCUUGCGUAUUUUGCCAAGGGGCCGCUAUCUCGAGCCCGUGCCGCUUUCCAUCUCGACUGUGACGGCACGAUGGAUAUGAACGACCUCAUAGAGUUUCUCAAGAGUCUGGUCAUGACAACGGUUCAAAUCGACAAAAAGUACCGCGAAGCAAUACCCGAUCUAAUUUCGAAAAUGAAGACACACAUUGAUAGUUCCGACGAAGGCAGCAAGUCGAAGCGAAGGAAGACCAAGAAAAUGAAGAUGGGCAAGGAUGGCAUGUACUCUGGCGAAGACGAGCAUGUGCGUGCCUGGUGGAACUCGAACAAGCCGGAAUUCAGUGACGAGGAUAUGACCGUCACACCGGCACAGAUCAAGUCCCAUGUUUCCCUCCUGCGAACCCGCGAGACGCAGUUACAGAUGAUUUUGAUUUUGGAAAUCCUGGCCCUGGAGCCUCUGCGUACAGCUGAGGCCGAGGGGGAAACCCAGCUGCCUGGUCUCUCGGGCGAGGGCGAUGGAGAGAAGGCCGCAGAAACUCAACCGAAGAAGCGCAGCAAACACAACUUCCCCGUCUUGGUGGACGUUCAUGCCGAUCGGCUCACCAUUUGGCAGUCCACUGCUUCUGAUGAGUUGAGGCUGCUUGAGGGCUCUCAAGUUACUGCGGCGAACGGCGGAGAUCCAGCCCUGAGGGCGUCUGCGGACCCCCUAAAGGACUUCUGUACUGACAUUAUUAUGCCUUUCUUCGCCGCUCGGUUGCCUGAGAUCUGCGACUCCAUCAGCCGUAAACUUGGCGGACCCGUCAUCAUUGCUCCGCCAAAACCCAAGGCGAAGCCGUCUUCGAGUAAAAUCAACACGAAGCCUGGAGCUGCUGCGAAGCGUCCUUCAAAGCCCUCAUCGAAGAACAACAUAGAAAAAGCUCUUUUCAAGGAGCAGUCGCGGCGCAGUAUUUCUAGAGGUCCCGGUAACGCCAUUGCGUUGUUGAGAUCUGCAACCUCGGCCAAUAUUUCUGGCUUCAAGCGUGAGAACAGCGAGCUCGAUCGCAAAUCGCCCAUGGACCGGACGGGUCUCCUCUCCAGGAGUCAAAGCAUGACGGCCUUGGACGACGUCAAGGUCCAAGACGUCAAGGCACAGAAGAAGGCGCUGGUGGAAGCCGAGUUGAAGGAUGCCAUCACGGCCAUUCGGAAACCUAAUCGUGACCUGGCGGGCAAGGCCAUCGUUGAAGAUGCGGUGAAGCGGGUUUCCGGGGGUCUUUCUUCGAUUAAGAAAUCCAAGAAACCGCCAACCCGACAUCCACUAUUUGAAUCGGUACAAGUAAAGGUCACGCCUGCCACACAUCGCUUCCGCGAUGCCUUGAGCGCGGAGUCACAGGGCGCAAGUAAUCUUUUCAUUCCGAUGUCGAGUAUCCCGCCCUCUAGCGCAUCGAGAGUCCCCUCUACAGGACCGCGGAGGGGCCACAUCGAUGUUAUGGGCAAUACUCCAUCAUCUGCUAUACAGGCGACGCCUAUCAAGCGUGGAGGGCACGAGGCCGGGAUCCCGCCUUCAUCGCCCUUGAUGGCAAGGAAGCCUGCGAGAACCCAGCAUUUGAGCGUACCAGGAAGCGUGAUCAGGACGAGACCUGAGCCUAUGCGGUCACCGUCACCAGACAUUGGCCUGCCGGCGACGCCAUGCAAACAACGGACGGUGGACGUGUUGGGAGACGAGGUGGCGGUUACUCCGGUGCGCAGAUCAUCACUUGCGCUGCCCCCACCACCAGAAGAGGAAAAACCAAAGUCGAUUUACGCACGACUUGGGUGGGAUGACGACUUUGACGACUUUUAA
Molecule: messenger RNA, 2580 nt
Organism: Colletotrichum phormii
Lineage: Eukaryota; Fungi; Ascomycota; Sordariomycetes; Glomerellales; Glomerellaceae
Product: DNA replication regulator SLD3-domain-containing protein
Exons: 5
Coding region: 1-2580 (859 amino acids)
Biological process (GO): DNA replication initiation
Cellular component (GO): DNA replication preinitiation complex
Source: RefSeq, a predicted model, not a curated record